Molecule: messenger RNA, 471 nt
Organism: Encephalitozoon intestinalis ATCC 50506
Lineage: Eukaryota; Fungi; Microsporidia; Unikaryonidae
Exons: 1
Coding region: 1-471 (156 amino acids)
Source: RefSeq, a predicted model, not a curated record
AUGAAGACUGUUGCUGUUGUAAUGAAAUCUUUGGAUGAGGAAAUCCCAUUGUCUAAGAACUCUGUUGGGGAUGGAUUCCUAGGAUCAGCAAAGCAUGUUGUAAUGAUAUUUAUAGAGAAGAACAAGAUGUUUCUCUUCAAUGAUCCUCACUUGAUGCUUGAGUCGGAAAAGACCCUGAGGAUGGAACAGAAGCUCCAUAGAAAGGCUGUUGUUGAACAUCUGGAAAAGGCUGCUCAGGCUGUGAAGAAGUUAAACUUCAAGGCCGAAGUAUCGAAGUUGGUGAUUAAUGGAGAUGAGAAAUACAAAAUAGAAAAAUGCCUGGCAUGUCUGGAGGUCCAAGCAGUGAUGUUCAUCGGUAGACAUAAGAAAAAAAGGUUUUAUGAAUGCUUUGUCCAAUCGUUGGAGGACUAUGUGUUUGAGGCUAUGAAGAUUCCUAUUAUCAAGAUACCAGCUUCUAAGCAUCGGUCUUGA